CAGGACACUACAUUCACUAUAUCUGAUCUCCCACAGUACACAUCAUCUCCAUUUCUGGAGUCUCCCAGGACCCUGCAUUCACUAUAUCUGGUCUCCCACAGUACACAACAUAGAAAUGCAAAUAUUUUAGUAAAUAUAAACUGCUAAAUACCUUUUCUCAUCAGAAAAGCAGUCUAGUGAGAGCAGUCUUGUGACUUCAGCAGAGCACUGGUUAAAGCUUGUAGGAGUUUUCUGUCUGCUCUAG
Staurois parvus is the source of this 244-nucleotide messenger RNA. The record is from the annotation of a GenBank genome assembly. NCBI's taxonomy places the organism in Eukaryota, Metazoa, Chordata, Amphibia, Anura, Ranidae.